AUGUUAUCAGCAAUUUAUAACCAACUUCAAGGAAUUAUUCCCCCUGAUAUAGGCUCCACACUUCCUAAUCUCAGGACAAUGCCAAGUGAUCUUGGAAAACGUACGGGUCUUCAAACAAUAGCAGUUCAUCAAAAUCGAUUUGGUACAUUGCCUGACUCUGUAGCUAAUCUCUCCACAUAUCUUAUCUUGAUAAAUUUGGAGCUUAAUCAAAUACAUGGAAGCAUUCCUUCAGGCAUCGGGAACCUCCUCAGCCUCACUGUCUUAUCUAUGGCAGUAAAUAAUCUUGCAGGCCCUAUUCCAUCCUCCAUCGGUAGACUUCAAAAGCUGCAUGCUCUGUACUUAGACCAGAACAAAUUCACAGAACUUCCAUCAUCGCUUGGUAAUUUGACUUCGUUGAUUACACUCAACUUGGGAGAAAACAAUAUCCAUGGAAGCAUACCUCUGAGUUUGGGCAAUUGUCAUAGCUUGUUGGAAUUAGACCUUUAUAAAAAUAAUCUCAAUGGUUCAAUACCCUAUGAAAUUAUGAAUCUCUCCUCCAUUUCAAUAUUCCUCUUGUUAUAUCACAAUGCACUGACUGGUUCUCUUCCAUUAGAAGUUGGGUCUUUGAAAAAUCUUGCAGUCAUGGAUUUGUCCUAUAAUAGAUUAUCAGGAUCCAUACCAAACACUCUGAACAGUUGUUUGAGUCUAGAAUGGCUACUGUUGGAGGCGAAUUCACUUGAAGGAGAGAUACCUCAAAGUUUGAGCACAUUGAGGGGCUUAAGAGUAUUGGAUCUUUCACACAAAUUUGUCGGGGCUGAUCCCAAGUUAUCUAGGUGA
This is a messenger RNA of Camellia sinensis, 816 nucleotides long. Lineage: Eukaryota; Viridiplantae; Streptophyta; Magnoliopsida; Ericales; Theaceae. The record is from RefSeq and is a predicted model, not a curated record.